Molecule: messenger RNA, 1098 nt
Organism: Zingiber officinale
Lineage: Eukaryota; Viridiplantae; Streptophyta; Magnoliopsida; Zingiberales; Zingiberaceae
Product: transcription factor MYB24-like
Exons: 3
Coding region: 175-990 (271 amino acids)
Biological process (GO): regulation of DNA-templated transcription
Cellular component (GO): nucleus
Molecular function (GO): sequence-specific DNA binding; DNA-binding transcription factor activity
Source: RefSeq, a predicted model, not a curated record
CUACAAAUCAACUUUCCAUUGCUAGUCAUACAGCAGAAAAAAGAAAGAAAAAAAAAUUCCAGCGUGCUGCCAAUUAUCCAACCUAGACCUUGUCAGUUGUCCCUUCUUGGUCAUGCUCUUUAAAACUAGGCCAAUGGCUUCCUCUCCUUCCCAAGAACAGCAGCAACGAACGAUAUGAGUAUUACUGAAGGGAAAUCACUAGCUUCUACCUCCAAAUGUGAGGGGAUGGUGGAGCUUAGGAGAGGGCCUUGGACGCUAGACGAGGACACUCUCCUCAUCCACUACAUCGCCUGCCAUGGCGAAGGCCGCUGGAAUCUCCUAGCUAGGUCCUCUGGACUGUAUAUAUAUAUAGGUUUGAAGAGAACAGGGAAGAGCUGUCGGCUGAGGUGGUUGAACUAUCUGAAGCCUGAUAUAAAGAGAGGCAAUCUCUCCCCUGAAGAACAACUCCUCAUCCUCGACCUCCACUCGAAAUGGGGAAACAGAUGGUCGAGAAUCGCGCAACAUCUGCCGGGGAGAACAGACAACGAGAUCAAGAACUACUGGAGAACGCGCGUGCAGAAGCAGGCGCGGCAGCUCAAGGUGGACGCCAACAGCGCGCUGUUCCGCGACGCGGUGCGCAGCUACUGGAUGAACUCUGCCACCGCCCAGCAAUUAUACCAAGUCCCCUCGUCGGAAGACCUGGUCUCCGGCGGUGUUCCGCUCACAGAGCACAACAUGUUCGACGAAAUGACACCUCGGUCUGACCCGGUCAUGAUUUCUAGUGGAGGAGGCUACUGCUCCGUGAACAAAGCCUACGAUGUAGACCCAUGGAAUUUAGCGCCCAUGUCUGCAUCACCGGCCACCUGUUCCGUCUCGGCACACACUACUUGGAGCAAAAACGACGUUCCGGAUCAAAGCUUGUGGAGCAUGGACGAGUUGUACGACAUGUUAAAAAGCUAUAUGAGUGGAGCAGAAUCUAAAUUUCCUUUGGGCGAUGAUAGUUCUAGCUAGUUAGGGGGAAAAGCACACAGUGUGCAGAUGAACUUGUGUGUGUAGUAUACUGCUUCUUUCUCUCCAUGUACUGAUUCUCUUCAGUAACCUUAUCAAGUAACUCUCCAA